AUGGCGACAACUACAACCUCAUCCUCCCCGACGGCUAGGCCGGCUGACGAGCGCAGCGUGCCUGGCUCAGUCAACAUCCCCAUCGCGACAUGGCCGCCCUCGGCCCGUGACGCGGCCUCACUCGACCCCGCUCCCAUUGCCGCCUCCAUUGUCCGCUCGCUCAACGAAGGCCUUACGGCCAAUGACAUUGACGCCAUAAGUCAGCUCUUCCUCAAGGACAACUGCUACUUCCGCGACCACCUCGCACUCACCUGGGAGCUGCGCACGCUCAAGGGCCGGGACGCCAUCGUGGCGUUCCUGCGCGACGAGGCCAAGGACCGCCUGCAGAAGGUGGAGCUUGACACGACGACAGCUUUCCGAGCCCCUCGCGUCGCCAACCUAGACAACGUAGGCAAUGUCAAGGGCGUCGAGGCCUUUUUCACGUUCGAGACGUCCAAGGGUAGAGGGCAAGGGUUCAUGAGGCUCGCGCAGCAGGAAGACGGGCAGUGGAAGAUCUGGACCUUCUUCACGACGCUGCGGCAGGCGGGCGAGCAUGUCGAGAAGACGCACCACCAGCGUCCGCAGGGCGUCAACCACGGCGCGGACCCGGAGAGGAAGAAUUGGAAGGAGCGGCGCGAGGCCGAGCUGAACUUUGGUGAUGGCUCGGAUCCCACCGUCCUGAUCAUCGGCGCGGGACAAGCCGGACUAUCCUUGCAUGCUCGCUUAAAGGCGCUGGGGGUCUCAUGCCUCAUCGUCGACAGCAACGGGCGCAUCGGCGACAACUGGCGUAAGCGGUACCGGCAGCUCGUCCUGCACGAUCCGGUCUGGUACGAUCACAUGCCGUACCUGCCUUUUCCGUCUACCUGGCCAGUGUUCACGCCCAAGGACAAGCUGGCGGACUUCUUCGAGUCGUACGCCACGCUGCUGGAGCUCAAUGUCUGGAUGGGCAUGGACAUCAAAUCUAGCCAGUGGGAUGACGGCUCCAAGUCGUGGACCGUAGAGCUGCACCGGCGCAGCAAUGGCAAGACGACGACCCUGCGGCCGAAGCACAUCGUCCAAGCGACCGGGCACUCGGGCGAGAUGAACUUCCCCUCCAUCAAGGGUAUGUCUGACUACCAGGGCGAUCUUCUCUGCCACUCGUCGCAGUUCCCCGGUGCCAACCCCGAAUCCGGACGGCAGCACAAGCGAGCGAUUGUUGUGGGCUCGUGCAACUCCUCCCACGAUAUCUGCCAGGACUACUUUGAGAAGGGCUACGAUAUUACCAUGGUGCAGCGGUCCAGCACCUGCGUCGUAUCGAGCAAGUCUAUCGUUGAGAUUGCGCUAGGCGGCCUGUACGAUGAGAACGGCCCGCCAGUCGAGGACUCUGACAUCUGGGUGUGGGGCACGCCUUCGGAAGUUCUCAAGGCGAUGCACGUGCAGAUCACGGUCCGGCAGGCCGAGAAGGACAAGGACACGCUCGAGGGCCUCACCAAGGCCGGGUUCAAGGUCGACUGCGGGCCGGGCGGCGCUGGGCUCAUGUUGAAGUACUUCCAGCGGGGAGGCGGAUACUACAUUGACGUCGGGGCCUCGAAGCUCAUCGCCGAUGGUAAGAUCAAAAUCAAACAGGGGUGCGAAAUCACCGAGGUCACUCCCAAGGGGCUCAAGUUUGAUGACGGCUCCGAGUUGGCCGCGGAUGAGAUCAUCUUUGCUACUGGGUAUCAGAACAUGCGGACGCAGACACGUCAGAUACUGGGACAAGAGACGGCCGAUCGCAUCGGAGACGUGUGGGGUCUAGACAAGGAGGGCGAGUUCCGCACGAUCUGGAGGCGGUCUGGACACCCGGGUUUGUGGAUCAUGGGCGGUAAUCUGGCGCUGUGUCGCUACAAUUCGAGGCUGUUGGCGCUGCAGAUCCAGGCUGCGCUGGAGAACAGUUUUUAG
Messenger RNA from Thyridium curvatum, 1896 nucleotides. RefSeq lists its product as uncharacterized. Lineage: Eukaryota; Fungi; Ascomycota; Sordariomycetes; Thyridiales; Thyridiaceae. Bases 1 to 1896 code for a protein of 631 amino acids. The transcript is spliced from 2 exons. The record is from RefSeq and is a predicted model, not a curated record. Gene Ontology annotation, molecular function: flavin adenine dinucleotide binding; monooxygenase activity.